AUGGAGUUCCGCCAGGAGGAGUUUCGGAAGCUGGCGGGUCGCGCCCUCGGGAAGCUGCACCGCCUUCUAGAGAAGCGGCAGGAAGGUGCUGAGACGCUGGAGCUGAGCGCUGACGGGCGCCCGGUGACCACACAGACUCGGGACCCACCAGUCCUGGACUGCACCUGCUUCGGCCUCCCUCGCCGCUACAUCAUCGCCAUCAUGAGUGGGCUGGGCUUCUGCAUCAGCUUUGGCAUCCGCUGCAACCUGGGCGUGGCUAUUGUCUCCAUGGUCAACAACAGCACGACCCACCACCGGGGCCACGUGGUGGUGCAGAAAGCCCAGUUCAGCUGGGAUCCAGAGACUGUCGGCCUCAUACACGGCUCCUUUUUCUGGGGCUACAUUGUCACCCAGAUUCCUGGAGGAUUUAUCUGUCAAAAAUUCGCAGCCAACAGGGUUUUCGGCUUUGCUAUCGUGGCUACUUCCACUCUAAACAUGCUGAUCCCCUCCGCUGCACGCGUCCACUACGGCUGCGUCAUCUUCGUGAGGAUCCUGCAGGGGUUGGUAGAGGGUGUCACCUACCCGGCCUGCCACGGAAUCUGGAGCAAAUGGGCCCCACCCUUAGAGCGGAGUCGCCUGGCCACUACGGCCUUCUGCGGUUCAUAUGCUGGGGCGGUGGUCGCAAUGCCCCUCGCCGGUGUCCUGGUGCAGUACUCGGGAUGGAGUUCCGUGUUUUAUGUCUACGGCAGCUUCGGGAUCUUCUGGUACCUUUUCUGGCUACUGGUCUCCUACGAGUCCCCGGCGCUGCACCCCAGCAUCUCGGAGGAGGAACGCAAAUACAUCGAGGACGCCAUCGGCGAGAGCGCCAAACUCAUGAACCCCGUUACGAAGUUUAACACUCCCUGGCGGCGCUUUUUCACGUCCAUGCCAGUCUACGCCAUCAUAGUGGCCAAUUUCUGCCGUAGUUGGACAUUCUACCUGCUCCUAAUUUCCCAGCCUGCUUACUUCGAAGAGGUGUUCGGCUUCGAGAUCAGCAAGGUGGGCCUGGUGUCUGCGCUGCCCCACCUUGUCAUGACCAUCAUCGUGCCCAUCGGCGGCCAGAUCGCAGACUUCCUGCGGAGCCGCCGGAUCAUGUCCACCACCAACGUGCGCAAGUUGAUGAACUGCGGGGGCUUCGGCAUGGAAGCUACGCUGUUGCUGGUGGUCGGCUAUUCACACUCCAAGGGCGUGGCCAUCUCCUUCCUGGUCCUUGCUGUGGGCUUCAGCGGCUUCGCCAUCUCGGGAUUCAAUGUGAACCACCUGGACAUCGCCCCACGCUACGCCAGCAUCCUCAUGGGCAUCUCCAACGGCGUGGGCACGUUGUCGGGCAUGGUGUGCCCCAUCAUCGUGGGUGCCAUGACAAAGCACAAGACUCGGGAAGAGUGGCAGUAUGUGUUCCUAAUCGCCUCCCUGGUGCAUUAUGGAGGUGUCAUCUUCUACGGGGUCUUUGCUUCUGGAGAGAAGCAGCCGUGGGCAGAGCCUGAGGAGAUGAGUGAAGAGAAGUGUGGCUUCGUUGGCCACGACCAGCUGGCUGGCAGCGAUGACAGUGAAAUGGAGGAUGAGGCUGAACCCCCAGGGGCGCCCCCUGCUCCACCUCCUUCCUACGGGGCCACACACAGCACAGUUCAGCCCCCGAGGCCCCCGCCCCCUGUCCGGGACUACUGACCAUGUGCCUCCCACUGAAUGGCAGUUUCCAGGACCUCCACUCCACACAUCUGGCCUGAGCUACAGUGUCAAGGACCCCAGUCCUCUCUGUCCUGCCUCAGGCCUAAGAAGCACUCACCCUUUCUCCCAGUGCUGUUGAAUCCUCUUCUCUUCCCAAACACCUCUCAGGGGUAGUGAGCUGCAGACCAGCAGUUUCGAGGAUACCCAUAUUUCCCUAAAGGCCUCCUGAUAAGUUUCCAGGUCUGCUUCCCCACUCGUCUGCCUCAGUGGUUUCAGAACUCUCCUUUCAGGGCUUCAUUUGAAUGGACAGUCAAACCUCUUACUCUCGUGGUUUUAAGGCACUUGUUUUUUUUAACCCCAGGUACUGUCAGGCUACCCCCCCUGAGGUUACCCAGCCCCUGUCUCCUUUAAGAAAAAUUCAAGGUCCUUCCUCUAGAAGUUUCAAAUCUCUCCCAAUUCUAUUCUGUAUUUUCCAGGUUGGUUUAACACAUCACUCACCCCCACCAUUCCAGGGAUUGAUUCUCACCAGCGUUUCUGAAGGAAAAUGGUGGUUUCAAGUCCCCUUUGCACAUCCUUCCCCCAACCCCCAGCAGAUUCUCGUCUCUCUUUUGCUGAUGCACCAAAUUCUCCAAGACUUUCUCUCUAGCUUUGCACAAUGUCUAGGGAAACAACCAAAAUGGCGAUUUUAACAAUAUGCCUCUUCCCACUGCAAUGCACUUUCUUGGACAUGAUUUUCAGGUCUAAAUAGUGGCUGUUCAAGUCCAUCAUCUCAAUGGUCAGAAGCCACCACCAUUGAAUUUCCCCAUGGUGGUUUCAAGGCCUCCCCCUUCCUCCCAAUUCCUUGCACUUUAUCCUCCUGGGUGGUUUCAAGCUACCCUCAGUUUCUCAGUGGCCAUUUGUUGUGUCCCUCAGGGGCUAAAUGACUAAAAAAUCUGGGAUCCUUCCCCUCUAAUACACCCCUCUUUCAGUUUAGAAUUUGGGGAACAUAUGUUGGAGAAGUCACAAAAUCCCAGGAAAGGGAAUGGGGACGGAGGAGAGGGGUGUUUUCCCCGGGGCAGGGUUGUGUCUUUGUGUCUCCGUCUCUGUGACUGUAAAACCUGCUCUGCCCCACUCCCAAUAAAAUGCUUUGGUGUACAGAUUAAGUUAUCCUUGGCCAUGGAGUCACAGGAGUCUGGCCCUGAGCCCCUUCUCCCUCAGACCCAGGGGCUCAGCCUCCCAGCUCCUCCUCCCUUAGGUCCAGGAGUCCAGCCCCUAGCCCCUUCUCCCUCAGACCCAAAAGUAUAGCCCUUCAGACCCGCUUCCCUCAGACCAAGGAGUCCAGUCCGUAAUCUCUCUUCCCUCACCCAGAAGUCUCAGACCCAGUAGCCUAGGACCCAAGUCGCAUUCUCUCCCAGGAGUCAGGCCAAAGGUGAUCAGCCAUGGGAACACGUGAUUUAUUCCACUUCAGAUCGUGUUCUCAGGUCAUAGCGAAAGCACCUCUGUCGGUUCAGACCCUCUAUCCAAGAGUACCUCUAUGUAGCAA
This is a messenger RNA of Loxodonta africana (African savanna elephant), 3205 nucleotides long. It is a transcript of the gene SLC17A7, whose product is annotated as solute carrier family 17 member 7. Gene Ontology annotation, biological process: regulation of synapse structure or activity; monoatomic anion transport; neurotransmitter loading into synaptic vesicle. The transcript is spliced from 12 exons. The record is from RefSeq and is a predicted model, not a curated record. The coding region runs from base 1 to 1683 and encodes 560 amino acids. Gene Ontology annotation, cellular component: synaptic vesicle membrane; excitatory synapse. NCBI's taxonomy places the organism in Eukaryota, Metazoa, Chordata, Mammalia, Proboscidea, Elephantidae. Gene Ontology annotation, molecular function: neurotransmitter transmembrane transporter activity; L-glutamate transmembrane transporter activity.